Galleria mellonella (greater wax moth) is the source of this 8369-nucleotide messenger RNA. It is a transcript of the gene stol, whose product is annotated as voltage-dependent calcium channel subunit alpha-2/delta-4. Gene Ontology annotation, cellular component: voltage-gated calcium channel complex. Gene Ontology annotation, molecular function: voltage-gated calcium channel activity. Lineage: Eukaryota; Metazoa; Arthropoda; Insecta; Lepidoptera; Pyralidae. The record is from RefSeq and is a predicted model, not a curated record. The transcript is spliced from 26 exons. The coding region runs from base 329 to 3997 and encodes 1222 amino acids.
GCCCGCUGCGUGAUUGGGCGUAUGAUUCGCGCGCAGCGUCACUGCGGCUGUAGGGGUGAGGGUGCGGCGGUGCGGGACGUCGAGCGACCGCGGCGGCGCGUCACAGAGCUACCCGCUCGACACGUUCUGUCCUCGCCCUGCGGCCCGCCCGCUCCGACACCGGCCCGGUCCAUAACCUGACACUACACAAUCACUCGAUGACUCAUGUACAAAUUUACGCCCUUUGGUGACAUUGUCAGGGUAGUGUAGUGCGAACGGUGGUGUUACUCGAUGUAGGAGCGAGUGAGUGCUGUGCUUGUUCGUGUGCUCUUGUCAUGUGGGGAGUACGAUGGUGUUGAUAGCCAGCAUGUCGCCGCGGUGCUCGCCGCUGGGCUUGCUCCUGGCGCUGCUAGCGGCUGCCGCGCUCGCCAACCAACUAGAGGAUAUACCGCACAAUGAAGUCAAAAACUGGGCAUUAAAAUUUGGCGUUGACUUAUGGGAGUUCGGGCGACACUUCACAAAAAUGAAUCAAAUACAAAACAAAUACCACGAAUACAACGUAGAGGUGGUACGCAAAGACGGACUAUUGUUGGUGCGCGAGCUCGCCGCAGAGGUCAAAAACCACAUGGACUUCAAAAUAAACGCCGUCAUGCGCAUUAUGGAUAGCGCUGAAGCGGCUGCGCUGUCAGCGAGCGGAAGCGGCGACGGUGCACCAGGAUCUUACUACGACGCACGCUGGCUAAACGUGCACGCGGACGAUGGCACACUAGCUGCUCGUGCCCGCCGCCUGCUGCUGUCCCCUAGCCGGCAUUUUGACCACAUCGCAGUCAACACCAGCUACAGCGCCGUACUGAUGCCGCCAUAUAUUAAUACUGAAGAUCCCGAAGUUCAGAAUCAAAUAGCGUGGUCCGAACAUUUAGACCCGUUAUUCGUCAACAACUAUGAAAUCGAUCCUACGCUAUCGUGGCAGUACUAUGCCUCAUCUACUGGUUUUAUGAGGCGAUAUCCAGCGAUGUCCUGGCCACCAGAAGAUGGCUAUUCACACCACGCGAGGGACUUCUACGACUUUAGAUCAUCCAACUGGUUCGUUGAAGCAGCCACAUCACCUAAAGACCUUGUGAUACUCUUGGACGAUUCGGACGACCUUGGUUCGUCAUACUGGCGGCUAGCGAAAGCGACAGUGUCCGGUUUAUUGGAUACACUGGGACCUAACGACUUCGUCAAUGUGUACCGAUAUAGUGACACAGUAUCCGAGAUACAUUCUUGUUACACGAAGAUAUUGGCACAGGCGGUACCUGAGACUAUACGGGAGCUAAAAACAUCGUUAUGGAACGCCGAGGCCACUGGAGGAGCAGCCAACUUAACUGGCGCCCUCACUACAGCGUUUGAGAUAUUGCAUCGGUAUAACCGCACCGGUCAGGGUUGCCAGUGCAACCAGGCGAUCGCAGUGGUGGGCGCGGGUGGCGGCGCCACCGGUGUAAAGGCAGUGUUCCGCACGUGGAACUGGCCGCAUAUGCCUGUGCGGAUAUUCACGUACCGCGUGGGAGGUGACGCCGCUGCCGGGCACACUAUGAAGGAUAUGGCGUGCACCAAUAAAGGUUUCUACGUAAGCAUCAACGAGCAUUCCGAGAUCCGCGGGAAGGUACUCCACCUAGUGGAAGUGCUGGCACGGCCGCUUGUCAUGUACCAAACCGUACACCCGGUGCAUUGGAGCCCUGCGUACGUCGGCGGCAGGAGUAGCAGCCUUUCUGAUGACGGUAUGGGACAACUGAUGACCUCUGUCACAGUUCCAAUAUUCGACAGGAGAAAUCACACGCAAAGGGAAGCAAAUUUGCUGGGCGCUGUGGGGACGGAUGUCCCCAUCGAUCAAAUAAAGAAGCUCGUGCCACCAUAUAAGCUCGGAGUCAAUGGCUAUUCUUUCAUGGUGGAUAACAACGGGCAUGUUUUGUAUCAUCCGGAUUUGCGACCUCUGUAUACUAACGAGGAAUACACAGAAACUCUACGGCCAUUGUACUCUAGUGUGGACCUAACCGACGUCGAACUGUUAGUGGACUCUGACGAGAAUUCUCGUGUUAACCUCACGUCUCUGCUGCUCGAUCUCCGACACGACAUGAUAGAGCAACGAGAGGGUGAGACAGAAAUCGGAGUUAAAGUUCAAUACGACAACAUGAGGAGGGUGGCCACACGACGUCAGAGGUACUUCUACAGCCCAGUGGACGGCACGCCGUUCUCCCUGGCCGCGGUACUACCAGAUGGAUACGGCAUGUACGAGUUGCUAGCAGAGCAGGAGGUCAAACAUAGCGUCAUAAAUGUCACCGAAUAUUUUAAAGGCGACAAUUGGAAGAUACAUCCUGAUUGGGUGUACUGUGAAUACGCAUCAACGUCCGAACAAACAUUUAACUCUCCGGAGGAACAACUAGUGCACUUCUUGUCGCGCGCGGGCCGCCCCGGCUGGAAAUGGAUGUCGCUUCGGCCGAGGGCGCUCAUGCUUCACAACGCUCACAAGAAGCAAGACCGCGACUCUUAUUACUGUGACAAAACUUUAGUUCAAUCGCUUAUUCGCGAUGCUAUGGUUAUAAAAGAACUGGACGCACACACUGGACACGCCAGCCAUCAUUCUCACCCGAUAGCAACUUUAAUGGCACUUCUGACAAGGCAAGGUCGGUUCCACAAGUUCGUCGUUACGCUGUCGUUCAUCGCGACACGGAGCGGUUUACUCAAGUGGACUGAGAACAUGAAUAAUUCGAGGAGUUCCGACUCAGCUGAACAGCACUUCAGCGAAAAAUACGCUCGAGCUUUCGACUCGGAAUGGUACCGACGAGCAGUGGAACAUCAUGCCAUAGAACCCGAGAGCUUCGUCUUCUCGGUGCCGUUCCGUGAUGGUUCAGAGGCUGAAGACUUGAGUGGAAGACCCCCUCUAGUUCUUGCGACCCAUGCUGUAUUCGUAGAAUCAAGAGGCCACAGGGCAGCUGCCGCUGUCGUUGGAUUACACUUCCAGCUCGACUCGCUUGCGAAACAUUUUCUGAACGUUACAUCAACGUGUACAGCCGGUAGUGUCUGUAAAAAAACCUGCGCAGGAGACGAACUAGACUGCUACAUAUUAGAUGAUAACGGUUUCAUCAUCCUAUCCGAAGACGUGUCUCAAACAGGGCGAUUCUUUGGACAAGUCGAUGGCACUAUCAUGGACUCAUUAGUUCAAGAUCGUAUAUAUAAGAAAAUCACGGUGCAUGAUCAUCAAGGUCGAUGUCCGGACUCCAGAAAUCCUUUUAGUGGCGGCGUCAAUAAAUUAACGCCAAUGAGACCAUUUUCUUGGAUUGGGAGUUAUCUCGCCAAUUUAUUAGCCGUUUGGUUCCCAAUAUGGGAAUCGGUGAAAGCAAGAGCACACCCAUACGCUGAAGAAGAAAUAGCAGAUUAUGAGGACUACGAAAACGAGGAUUCUGAAAAUGAAGAAGACUUGGACAGAGACAGGGGCACUUACGAGAUAAUUAUCGACGGGAUCGGAGGCAGUGGAAGUAACAGCGGGAACGGGGAUGCAGAGCCGACGCGCGGGGGUAAUGGUGGAGCUGGCGGGGGCAACGGGGGUACGCCCCGUGAGCCCCCACGAGAGGCUGCACGUUCAGCCGCAGUACGGCCCUGUGACACCAGCGCUGAGCUGUUUACGCUGCAAGCCACUCGAUUGAACGCUGCACAGCCACUGAAAGGGAAACUUACCAAUUGUCACAACUCUGGGUGUGAAAGGCCGUUCAGCGUGCAGAAGAUCCAGCACAGCAACCUGAUCCUGCUGGUGGUGGACACGCUGUGCCCGUGCGGCGCCAAGCGGCUGGACGUGCGGGCGCGCGAGGCGGCGCGCGCGCCGUGCGGCCGGCCCGCGCCGCGCCACCACCGCCGCCGCCCCGCGCACUGCCUCUCCUACCACCCGGAGGAAAUAGAAAUCCAAUCGUGCGGACGCGGCGGCCGAACACAACCAUUGCUGGCAUUAGUUGCGGCGCUGAUGGUACGGCUCUGGUUCAGCACGUGACUGCCGCAACAAUAAUUAUAAACCCACAAUCAACCCCAGGGUCCGCGGCGGGCCCCGAACACGAUCAACGCGAAGCUUUCCAAUGAAUCCCUGUAUUGUCUAAGUAUGUUAGUAAAAUGAAUGAUUUUGAAUGUCACCUACCCCCUUAGACCUAGCAAACGAAUCUAUCGAUAGACACGUCGUUAUCCCUUGCAUGAGAUGGAACGAGACUGCGACAUCCGGCGUCUCGUUCUUUCUCAUGCGUACACUAGCACAAAUGUAUCCAUCAAUACAUUAAUUUGCUAGAUGUCUAAGCGGGUCACGAGGGAAAGCUUCAAACGCGGCCGGUCGUCGUUCAAAUGUUCGAGCGUCGUGUGAGUGUGGAACUGUUUGUAUUCAAGUGUGCAAUAAAUGUUGAUAGUUGCGCUAUUGGGUAAAUAGAAUGUGGCGCCUCGUGCUCGCCACUUCCAUAAGGGCAGGUUUACAUUAUCAGUUAUUGUCUUCAAUCUCGACAGUGGUCAGUGCAGACUCGGUAUUAACAUCAAACAAGUUGGUUAUAUCAGUACAGUGCUAUUGCAUCAGUAUUGACAUAUUAUUCCUGUUCCACCAUACAAAUAUCUAUAAUCAAUACAUCUAUACUACGUAUUAAUACGUACUAGUAGAUACCUAUACUUUAUCGCACGUAUGAGAAAGAAUAAAAUGCUGAACUUUGCUGUAUCAUUCCGUUUCAUUAAUACGAAAAUAUAUAUAUAUAUACGGAGAAAUUUGUUUAACACUUUAUGGAUUUUGAAUUGUCAUCUAACUUCCAAACGUUCUGGCUGACUGUAAUAACGUUCGUAGGUUGAAAAAAAAUAAAAAAAAAGUAAAUAGUGUAUCAGUUCUUGACGCCACUGAUGCCUUUAACUGACUCGAUCUAAAGCUGCCUUUAUUGGUACACGUGCGAGCACUAUAAGAGUUUUGAUCAAUUUACCGACUGAAGUUUUGGUCCGACCAAAUGAACUUUCGAUCUUGUUUUGAUACAGGAUUAUCUAUUCGAAUUAGGAUACGAUAAAAAUUAAAAUAUUUCCCCCUCUCUGUUAAGUUGUCGCGUUUCAUAUUGUAACUAAUGCAAAUGCAUACAGUAAAUAGGUAGGUAACGAAUAUCUUGUUAAAUUUAAAUUGAAGAUUAUCACAAACUUGGAGAUCGUAUAUAUUAUAGCUAAUGUUAAUAAGUAUUGAAAAAUAAUUAAUGUAAAAAUAAUAUCGUUUGAAAACUGUUUUAGAAAAAUUUACCUAUGUUGAACCUAACUCGAUUUGUUUCUUGUCUGACAUUCGAUUAAUCGCAAUCUUAUUGAAUAGUUGCAUAGUGUUGAUGUAAAUAAGAAAUGUUUUAUUUGUAGGUAAUUGAGUUGCUGAAUUUAUGUGUGCCUGUGCAAUUAUUAUGUGAAGUGGUAUCGUACAGACGGGUGUCGCGAUCACUACAAAUACUGUACUUAACAAUAGAAGAACUAAUAAAUAAAUAUUUUGUAUAAUAAAAACAUACAGUGCACAAUGAAUGUAACGAAAAAUUCUGUGUAACGUAAGUAAAUAUUACACGACUUUGGUUGCUUUGCAGUAUGCUACAUAGUGGGUACCUAUAACGCCUACUAUGUAGCAAAAAACACUCUAUAUCACAAAGUUAAAUUCCUUUAAGGUGUAACGUAGUUCUCUUCCACCAAGAAUUAAAAAUACACUACAAAUUUAAAAGAAUCUUCUACAACGUAUUCCAUCAAUUCCAUUUGAUAAUUUUCAUUCCAAUCAAUUUAAAAAAAUAAUAAAAUUGUUUCUUGUAUAAAAAGGAGAUUAAUAAAGUAAUAUUUAUUACUUAUGGUAUAUUGAGUGGAGAAACACCGUUACAUUGAAACUGUAAACAAAUAUUUGUAAAUAGUUCUUCUCGAGUCGCGACACCGAUCCCAAUUCGACUACUCAUUUGUCUAGUUGUUAGUGAUUUUUCUCGCCUAAUCUUCGAAUAAUGUCGUAUUGGACGAACUGUAAACAGUUUCGUGUUUUUAUUGUAAAUAUUUUACUAACUUUAAAUGGCCUAUUACGAUUUAUAAGAACGUGUGUUGCUAAUCGUUUUGUCGUUCAAUUCGACUUCUGUGGUAAUAACUACGUCAUAUCGACCUAAUGCAAUUGUUAAUAAUUUGCAUAUCAUGUUCCUUGACCUUUUCUGGGCCUAGAUUCAUAGACAUAACAAUCUACUUUCAUACUUGUUUGUUUGGAUCUAAACCAAAAUGUGAAUGUUACAUAGAAUUAAUUCAAAUCCAUGUACUACAUAAAUGAAUAACAUUUUGUACCAUAUCGAAUAGGCAUAAUAUAGUAUGGCAUGCUUGCUGUUGUCCGUUUGACGUCAUAUCAUACGAACCAUUGGUAAAUUUAUCUACGACAAUGUUUUGAAAUAGUACAAAAAUAUUAUAAUGGUUAUUUAAUUAGAUGUUGAGUGCCAAACCACAGUAUUUGUUUCACGAUACACACAUUUUAUUACACGGGACCGAUAGUUUAUGUACCUAAGUAGGACAAUAGCAAGCUUGGAAAUGUAUCGAAUAGUAGAUUGGUCACAGUAGUCUCUGAGCAAACAAAUAGACCUGAAUUAUACGAAGAAUUUAUGGUCCAUAAUACAUAGCAGAAAUUAAUAUUGUAUUCUCAAGUGAUUAUCUGCACAUAGGAAACUUAUAUUACAGAAAAAAAAGAUAUAAAAAAGUAUAAAGAAGAAAAUCUACCGUAUCAUUUACAAAUUAAGUGAAUAUAUUUAUAUAACACUUAUGUGACGACUUAUUGACUUUUUUCUGUAAGUCACGUAAUUACAUGGGCCCAUGUGCAUUGUAGCAUGCAAUUAAAUAUAUUCUAUAUGGGUGGUCACUUGCGGGUUCUUCUAAGCACAAAACAUUCCGAGCCCUGCAGUAGAAUCUUAAAAAAUGGCGAUUUAAAACAACCAUUUCAAUUAAGAUUAUUUCUAUUCUAUUCUAAAAAAAAGAUUACAUUUUAUAUAAGUUAAGUUUAAUUUAUGAUACUACAUAUUAGUGUUAUUUGCCAGUGUCUUCUCAUAAUAGUUAUUAUGAGAAGUUAUUAUGAACUUGCAAAUAAUACAUUAUAUAAAAGCCUUUAGUGACGACUUCAUUAUGACCGCGAAAUUUACAAGCAAUGCUGUGGAGAUUACUGUUGCCAAUUAACUACAUAUCACCUAAUCGUAACAUAAUCAGUGUCGUAAUUAAUACAUAUUCACAAACUGUAAAACAGUAUCGUUGGGAGGCGCUUUUGAGUAAUUGUACAUUUUGUAUAAAUACAGUAAGGAGUCGAUAUUAUGGCGUAGGAGAUUGUUUUAACUGGUGAGUGGCGAACGACUGGUAAUGUAUUGAAAGUGCUUCUUGUAAGCGUCGAGUCUUCCAUAGCAGUCGAACGCGCAGGGCGAGUGUUUACUGUAACGUUUAAGUAUUAAAUGAUAAUAAUAGCGUAUACUUAUCAUAGAAUAGGCGGAUCUCGACUCGUGCGGUGUGCAAAUAUUUUUAAUUGCACUUCGCGGGUUUAGUUUAUAACUGAAUAGACACAAAACAAAUACCUCGUUUAGUUACUCAAAACAUAAUAGCUAGACACAAUUAGCGUUUAUUUCGCAUUUAGUUCUGGAACAUAUCAAUUCAGGCACCAAAGAGACUGUAGCGUAAGGGAUAUAUUAUUUUUCGGAUUUUGUGAUCUUUUAUGUCAAUUUAGUAUAAAAAUAUCUUGACAGAACCUAAACUAUAUACAAAUGGUCCACUGUAUGUACGCACAAAUAGCUAAAGGAGCGCCGUAAUUUUCUCUAUCGUACCACAACUGAAUACGUGUGUAUGAACAUGAGCGCUCUGACGGUGCCUACAGAGGGCUGCUCGUAUGUAGCUUAAUCUCUGUAAGAAUAUUUAUUCAUGUGGUUAUAGAGCGAGAAACACGUGGGCGCCAGUGGAACCAAUGCCGAUGUCUCGGCUUAUAUUCUGUAGGACGUGCAAUAAAUUAAUAUGAGACAUGGAAUCUUUCCCAUAUUCACUUAUCUAUUACAAUUUUCUAUAAAAAAAAUCGAUAUUUAUAAUGUUUCCGUUUCUUCACAAAGUCGAUCAUACCUGUUAACGCUUUUAGGAGUAUAUUCAAAAUAUAUGUACUUAAAUACUUACAUCGUGAAAAUUUGAAAUUAUAUUGAAACCAAAUUUUGAUGUCAGCGUUUUUAUAAAUUGUUUUCCAUGUAUUAUUUAAUUGAUAAUAAUGAUAAUAGCCGGUAUCGGGCACGGCCUGCUCUGUGGACAUGGUUCUCUAGUGACAUUAGUGAAAUACUGUUUCCUUUCGUUACUUGCCAGUUCAUGCUAUAGAUAUACCGUAAUUACAACAAUAAAGUUCUCUUAUAACAUUGUGA